Messenger RNA from Solanum tuberosum (potato), 1788 nucleotides. RefSeq lists its product as uncharacterized. The record is from RefSeq and is a predicted model, not a curated record. The transcript is spliced from 2 exons. Bases 1027 to 1545 code for a protein of 172 amino acids. NCBI's taxonomy places the organism in Eukaryota, Viridiplantae, Streptophyta, Magnoliopsida, Solanales, Solanaceae.
CCGCCCCUGGGCAACACCCUUGGGUGCAAAAAAAUUUAAUUUUUUUUGUCCAUUUUCAUUUAGAAAGAGAUCCUAAACUCACACUUUCUUAUUGUUUAAGCUGAUGCACUAUAGGAAAAGUUGUCAGUAUAUUGUUCCAUGGUUGUCGUGCAUUUCUCAGGAACAUCUACUUUUUUUAUAUAUAUUAUAUUUCUCUGGUACAAAGUAAAGUUUAAUAUAAGAAAAACUUGGUGUUCCUAAAAACAUAUUGUGACCGAUGAGUAAAGACAAGACAAGGUUUGAAAGCUUUUACUCUGUGAAGGCCUGAAUUGAUCAGCACUAUUAACUAACUUCUCGGUUAUAUCAUCAAAUAUGUUUUCUAAAAGUUGUGACGGGUUGAAUUGAAUAGACCUUAUUUUGUUUGGAACCUUUUGUAACUUGUCUGGCGUGACUGAAGUCCGAAUGAUAAGAACAGCAUGUCUGCAAUCAAACAGCCCUCUGAAGUCUGAACUUCUCUGAUUAAGAUAGAUCUUGAAAUCCUAUGGACAAUAGCUUGGAAAGAUAUUUACACUCGCAUAAAAUACAAAAGAUCUUAGGCAUACAGGGUCUACAACAAAAGUGGAUCUUGGUUAUUGGCUGUCUCACUUCGUAGCACUGGCCCUAAUUACCACCAGGCCCUCAUUCAAAUGAGUUAUUAAGUCCCUUCUGAUGUUUAGGUAUUUCAGUUUUGUUUGACUUUUCAUUUUUUGGAUUCCAGGAAUAGAAUGAGAAUGCUCCUCUGAAACAAGCAUCUUAUUAGAGAGUAAUUGGAUUUUUGUAUAAUUGUUGGGCUUCAUGUUUUCACAUGGUUUAUUUCCUCUUGACAAAGUACAGGUCUAAUUUAUUUAGUCUUUUUCAUUUGGGUGUUUUGUGUUUCAGAUCGGUUUGUUGCUGCUAGAAUCAUUGCCGCUUCUUGGUUAUUUUUCAUUGUUCCAUCCUGAAAACCAAGCUGUUCUUCGAUGGGGAAAGAGCCCUACUAUUCUUCACAAGGUAUGCGACCUUCCUUUUAUGUUCUUUAGUGAUCCAGAGUUAAUGCCAGUCUUGGCGGGUACCAUGGUUGCUGCCUGCUUUGGAUGUGAACAGAACAAGGAUGUCAUUCAGCAAGAACUAAGCACCGAUAUGCUCCUUGCUUUGCUGAAAGCUUGUAGAAGUAGUCUUCCCUCUGCUAAUUCUUUUACCAUACCUAAUAAUCCAUCACUAGAUGAGGCUGGUGCAACUGCUCAGCUGGGUCCUGAAUCUAAAAAUCUUCAAGUUGAUGUCCCACUAAAGUCAAACCGCAAUAGUCGCAAUGCUCGGGUCCUUCCCCAAAGAGGUAGUCCAUUGCUGACUACUAGAACUGCCAGGAUCCGAAGCUUAAGAGAGAACAAAGUGGUAAAGCCUUGUGAAGGCAAGAGUCUGAAAAGCAAUUCACCUGUGCCAGAGAGCACAACCGCAUGGAUGUUACACUCUAGACUAUCUACUGACGUACUUGAUAAAGCAGAGCAGUUUUUUGCUGCAGUCACCUGCAAUGAGAAUGGAGAAUUAUGAAUUUACUUACUGUAUAGCUUUAAGUUGUAUCCAUUUUUUUGAGUGCUUAAUGUCAAAUAAGCAUGGUAUAUGACACUGUAAUCUUCUUUACAGUUAGAUACUGCUGGUUAUUCGUUAGGAACUGCUAAAUUUAAAGAUGUAGGUUCCUUUAAACGCUAAUAAGACAACUGCAGCAACUGUUGCUUGAUUUUAGUGACAUCUUACUGCACUUCUAAAUUCUAAAGCCACUCUCUUUUUUCCUAA